UUUGAUGCCUUGAUGCUGGAAAAUGUCAGAUGGCACUGCUGGCCAUUGCUAGGAGACGAGGACUGUUGUGUGAUACACUAUUGCUUGCGUUAGUAGACAGUUCAUGGGAAAUCUUAGAUAUCUCAGGUUCCGAAGUUACAGAUAAAGGAAUGCUGAAGGUGGCUGAGACGUGCCUUUGCUUGAAAGCUGUUGAUAUCAGUCGAUGCAACCAACUGAGUCCACGAUCAAUUGGUGCUUUGCUACAAAAAUGUGAGUCAUUGGAGACAUUGCGUUGGGGAUACCUCUACCCAAUUUCUGCUAAGAUUAAUAGUCUAAAGAUAGGCCAAAACACUUUGUUAAAAGUGUAGAAUUUGCAGUCAGAAAUAACACGCAGCAAAUUUCAAGAAUUACUGAUUUAUUAGAUUAAGAACAUUUGUCAGGAAAAUUUCAACAAUUUUCCAAUCUUCAUUCUCUUUCACAAUCGUAUACUUACUUCCUUGCACAUUUCUUAGCUAUCUUUAAUGAUAUCUCUUUCUUCUUGUUUACAUUUUCUCUAGAAAGAGAUUGUUUUGUAUGAGGGAAGUUCUCAAUUGCCAUCUA
Messenger RNA from Cryptomeria japonica (Japanese cedar), 579 nucleotides. RefSeq lists its product as uncharacterized. The transcript is spliced from 3 exons. Lineage: Eukaryota; Viridiplantae; Streptophyta; Pinopsida; Cupressales; Cupressaceae. The record is from RefSeq and is a predicted model, not a curated record. The coding region runs from base 30 to 347 and encodes 105 amino acids.